This is a messenger RNA of Phytophthora infestans T30-4, 567 nucleotides long. RefSeq names its product glutathione S-transferase, putative. The transcript has 3 exons. Gene Ontology annotation, molecular function: glutathione transferase activity. Gene Ontology annotation, biological process: glutathione metabolic process. The coding region runs from base 1 to 567 and encodes 188 amino acids. Lineage: Eukaryota; Oomycota; Peronosporomycetes; Peronosporales; Peronosporaceae. The record is from RefSeq and is a predicted model, not a curated record.
AUGAACCAGUUUACUCUCGUUGCCGUGACCGCGGUACUGGUGGCCCUCUACCACAACUACUUCGCACCACAACCCGCAGUAUGGGUGGCGCCCUCGCAGCUUAAGCUCACGUACUUUGCUGGGCCCGGCCGCGCUGAGCUGUCGCGCCUAAUCUUGUCAGCCGGCAACCCCACUCUGCCGCUCGGCCAGGUACCAGUACUCGAGGACCCACUCGAGUGUCUGCGCGUGGACAUGGUGUCCGAGUCGCUCGUUGAUGUAAAGACGCUUAUCUCGGAGAUUGCAUACCGUACUCCGGACGAAGCUGCUAAGACUGAGAAGACAAAGAAACUGCUGGAGGAAAGCGUGCCUAAGACAUAUAAGCUGCUCGAGGAAUUCAUCCAGAAGGGACCCUUCUUCCUGGGCGACAAGAUGACGUACGGAGAUCUGCAGCUCUACGACCUGACUAAGAAUGGACUCGGUAACUUUGCGGGGUUUUCGCUGAGCAAGUAUCCUAAGCUCACAACGCUCGUGAGUAAGGUGGAGUCUAAUCCCAACGUGGCGGCUUAUCUCGUGAAACAUCAACAGUAG